Messenger RNA from Priapulus caudatus, 493 nucleotides. RefSeq names its product protein LUTEIN DEFICIENT 5, chloroplastic-like. NCBI's taxonomy places the organism in Eukaryota, Metazoa, Priapulida, Priapulimorpha, Priapulimorphida, Priapulidae. The annotation marks the transcript as partial. The transcript has a single exon. Gene Ontology annotation, molecular function: monooxygenase activity; oxidoreductase activity, acting on paired donors, with incorporation or reduction of molecular oxygen; heme binding. The record is from RefSeq and is a predicted model, not a curated record.
CAUGAAACCACCGCCAAUGUACUUUCGUGGAUGUGGUAUCUACUGUCUCAAUCGCCUGAUGUAGAAAAAAAGCUGCAUAAUGAGUUAGACCGUGAACUCGCCGGAGCAACGCCGACGUUCAGCGAUAUAGCCAAAUUACCUUAUACACGCGCUAUUCUCGAUGAAACCAUGCGUCUUUAUCCGCCAGUCCCCAUACUCGCAAGACAAUCACGCGGUGAAGACAGCAUAAACGGCAAACACAUUCCUCCUAAGUCGAAUAUGCUGGUGGUUCCUUGGUUGAUACAACGUCACUCAUUAUAUUGGGAUCAGCCGGAUCACUUUAUCCCCGAACGCUUUAUGCCGGGCGCACCCAAGCCGCAUAAGUUCACCUAUAUUCCGUUUAGUGCUGGCCCACGAGUUUGCCCCGGCAAAGCCUUUGGUAUCAAUGAGUCCGUGUUAGUAUUUGCGAUUUUAGCGCAACACUAUCGCGCUGAAACCACUGGCAACUAUCAAG